This is a messenger RNA of Frankliniella occidentalis (western flower thrips), 1151 nucleotides long. RefSeq names its product heat shock protein 70 A1-like. The coding region runs from base 109 to 804 and encodes 231 amino acids. The record is from RefSeq and is a predicted model, not a curated record. Gene Ontology annotation, molecular function: misfolded protein binding; heat shock protein binding; ATP hydrolysis activity. The transcript has a single exon. Gene Ontology annotation, biological process: cellular response to unfolded protein; protein refolding. Lineage: Eukaryota; Metazoa; Arthropoda; Insecta; Thysanoptera; Thripidae. Gene Ontology annotation, cellular component: cytoplasm.
GCCGUGCAGGCCGCCAUCCUGUCCGGCGACCAGAGCGAGGCCAUCCAGGACGUGCUGCUGGUGGACGUGGCGCCGCUGUCGCUCGGCAUUGAGACGGCGGGCGGCGUCAUGACCAAGAUCAUCGAGCGCAACAGCCGCAUCCCGUGCAAGCAGACGCAGACCUUCUCCACGUACGCCGACAACCAGCCGGCCGUCACCAUCCAGGUGUUCGAGGGCGAGCGCGCCAUGACCAAGGACAACAACCGCCUGGGCACCUUCGACCUGACGGGCAUCCCGCCCGCGCCGCGUGGUGUCCCCAAGAUCGAGGUCACCUUUGACCUGGACGCCAACGGCAUCCUCAACGUCGCCGCCAAGGACACGAGCUCGGGCCGCUCCCAGAACAUCACCAUCAAGAACGACAAGGGCCGCCUCUCGGCCGACGAGAUCCAGCGCAUGGUGGACGAGGCUGAGCGGUACAAGGCCGAGGACGACCAACAGCGCGACCGCGUCGCAGCGCGCAACCAGCUGGAGGGCUACGUGUUCAGCAUCAAGCAGGCCAUCGACGAGGCCGGCGACAAGCUCCCGGAGCAGGACAAGACCAGGGCGCGCGAGGAGUGCGAGGCGACGCUGCGCUGGCUGGACAGCAACACCCUGGCUGACAAGGAGGAGUACGAGCAUCGCCUCAAGGAGCUGCAGCAGAAGGUGCAAGAGGUCAUGGUGCGCCUGCACUCGGGCGGCCCGGGCGCUUCGCAGCCCCAGGCACCCCAGGGCUGCGGGCAGCAGGCUGGCAGGCACAACGGCCCCACCGUCGAGGAGGUCGACUAAGCAACCCAGUCAUUAGUGUGAUAAAGACUUUAGUACAAGUGAGAUUCUGGUGUAAAUGGCUGUGUGAACACGAGCAUAAGUAGCAGUAUUACUUUCACUUCCGAAGAGGUGUGUUGUCUGUAUAUAUGUAAGUUUUGUAGAUUGAAUGUAAUGUAUAAUUAAUUGGUUCUGCAUUAGCAGUGCGCACUAUAUUGACUGAUUAUUUGAUAAUGUUAAUUUAGAUAGCGAAUGUAUAUGUUGUGAGAGAAUUUGACCUCUUGUUCUCUGUUUAACUGUAGUACUACAAGGAUGAAUCUGUGUGGGUGAAUUAUUUAAUUCAAUAAAUUAUUAGGUGAGAUAUUUUUAAA